GGCAUGCUGCGCGGCCAAUUUACAACGUUGACGGCACCAAUCAACGCUAAAAUGCCCAGAAAUUGCCGCACAUCGCUCGUUACGGUCGUCGACGUCGCAGCGGCAGCGAGAAAAUAAUAAAAUAUUCCGCACAACAACAACAACACACACAUACGAAAACGAGAAGAUUGUAAAAUUGAAGUGUGUAGUGCAGAAUUAAAUCUAAUUAUAACAAUAAUAUUAGUGCAAUCGGCAAAUAGAACGGGAGCGGUCGUCGGCGCAUAGCAAGAAGAGUUAAUUAGUGGCAAAAAAAUUAACGAUUUUUGAAACAACACAAGCGUGCGAGCAAAAAACCAAACUUGAGCCUGAACAGCGGCACACACUUGCGUGUGUGCGUCUGUGUUUGUGUGUGGGUGGCGUGGUCGUGGUCGUGGCUGCGGUGGCAUGGGCUGACGUUCGACGGUGGUGGUGACAAAACAAGCAACAAAAAGCGUCAUUGUCUUUGUUGUUGUUGUUUCAGGUGUAGUUGUAGUUGUAAUUGUUACAAAGCAAAUAUCUGGCGCACGAUAAGGUGAGGCAAACGCAUACGUAAUGGCUAAUCAAGUGGAUGCCAAUGUCAAGGACGAUCUGAAAACACAGUUUGUAACGCGCGAGGGCACUUAUCGACUGCUCACCUUAUCCGAAUACUCUCGCCCCAAUCGUGUGGGUUAUAGCAACAAUCAGAGUUCCCCGCAGGUGCGCGUCUCCAUUGUAACGCUGCCAAAUCUGGCGCAUGGCAGCAAACCAAACAGCGAUACAGGUGGGGCAACAAAUGCAGCGACGGCAGCAACAGCAACAACAGCAAACACAACGAGCAAUAGCCGCACUUCCAAUGGUGCAACACAACAUGCCGGCACAACGGGAGCAGCAACAACAACAUUGGUGACCGCAAACGGCGGCGGUGCCGGUGGUGAUAACAGUACUGUGGACGCACGUCUCGGUGGUGGCAUAUCCAUGCAUUCGAUGAUGAAUGGCGGUGUUGUGGACCAGAACGGCCUUGCGGCCAGUCAAAUAUAUGGUGGGGAUCGCAUAUGCUUCAACUUUGGAAGGGAUCUCUAUGUCUAUGCAUUUCGUGGUGUCAAAAAGGGCACCGAGAUGAGCAAGCCCAUUGAUAAGAAAUUCUACAAGGGCACCAAUCCUAGCUGUCAUGAUUUCAAUGCGAAUGCAGCUACGCCUUCGGGUGCGCCACUGCUUGUCGGUUUCACAACGGGACAAAUACAAUUGGUAACACCGCAGCUGGGGCCUCGAGAGCUGCGUAAGCUUUUUAACGAGGAGCGCCUCAUCGACAAGACCAAAGUGACCUGCCUCAAGUGGCUGCCGAAUUCGCCGCAUCUGUUUCUCGCCUCACAUGCCUCCGGUCAUUUGUAUCUGUACAACGAGGAGCUGCCAUGCACGGCAGCAGCGCCCAACUAUCAGCCCUUCAAAGUGGGCGACGGCUACACUAUACUGACCUGCAAAUCAAAAUCGACUCGAAAUCCGCUCUACAAAUGGGUAUUCAGCACUGACAACUGUUGCAUCAACGAAUUCUGCUUUUCACCCUGCGGUGCCAAUUUGGCGCUGGUCUCACAAGAUGGCUUCCUCCGCGUCUUUCAUUACGAUACCAUGGAGCUGCUGGGCAUCGCGCGUUCCUAUUUCGGUGGCUUUUUGUGCGUCUGCUGGUCCCCCGAUGGCAAGUACAUUGUGGUCGGCGGUGAAGAUGAUCUCGUGACGGUGUGGUCGCUGCAGGAGCGUCGCGUAGUUGCGCGAGGUCAGGGCCAUCGCUCGUGGGUCUCGGUGGUGGCCUUCGAUCCCUAUACCACAUCCUAUACGAAUUGGGAUGGCGGUGAUUUUAGCGACGAUGAGAAUCAGAUGCACGAAUAUACGGCAUCGCGGGAGGCACGUUUCUCAGGCGAUUCGACGGGCAAUGGUUUCGAUGGGUUUGACAAGAACUUGACGCCGCUGCUCGCGUCCGGACGUCAGGUCUCCUCCGGUCGUCCGCACUCAUCGUCAUUUCGAUCGGAUGCCUCGUCGGCGGCGCUGGCGCCCGACAAGCUUGCCAUCAGCUAUCGCCUGGGUUCGGUCAGUCAGGAUACGCAAAUAUGUCUCUGGGACAUCACGGAGGAUGUGCUCCGGCAUCCAUUAACCAUGCGACAGCGUGUGAAUAGCACACAGCUGAAUGAUACGAGUUACAUGAAUGGCGGCGUCGAUGCGGAUGGCAUCAAAGUGAUUCGGCCCAUAGCCAUGGGCUCCGCCGCGGGCAGUCCCACCAAGGAGGCGGCCACGUCAGCGGCGGCAGCCGAGAAUAGCAAUAGCAGUUCCAGCAAGUUCUCCACAGCUAACUGUACAAUAUCCUCGCAGUCAUCGAAUGCCAAUACGCCGCCCGAUGAAUGCGACUCCACCGCCGUUUCGCCCCCCACUGUGGCGGCAGCGCCCACGUCCAAUAAGCCCAGCAAGUCACAUGCCAACAGCAAUUCCAUUAAGUUUCCCAACUGCAUUAGCGCGACCAAAUCAGACAGUCUGGAUGGUGGCAAUGGACAGCGUCCGGCAAACUCGAAUUACUCCACGUCCGGCUACAACAGCAAAACAUCAAAUAGUUCGACCAAAUCCUCCAAUUCUGGCAGCGGUUUCUCAGCAUUCAAUAGCCUCACGCAACGUCUGUCGAAUUUUAGUUUCCUAAGCAAUUCAGAGAGCAAAAAAUCAGCCACAAUUAGUGGCAGUGUUGGUGGAGGGUACGAGGGCAGCAACUCCACCUCCCAUCGCCAACAUCGCAAGGCCAUGAGCAUACUCAAGUCGUAUAAUCAACACAACAGCAAUCAUAGCAGCAAUCACCACAACAACAACAGCGGCAACAGUUCCAAUUUUGCCAACUCCACAACGCUGGAGUUGAGUGGAGUCAGCGGAAGCGGAGCUCCACCCAUUGGCAGCAGCUCGACGGCGCAUAGUUUCGGUUCACUGAAGUUAAGCAAAUCGUCGCACAAUUCCUCGCUAGUGGCAGCUGCACAAUCCGCAGCGGCCAGCGUCAACUCCUACGAUCCCAUGAAGCUUAUCGGAACGCCCGCCUGCCCACGUUUCGAGGAGUGUCCGCUUCUGGAACCGCUGGUGUGCAAGAAAAUCGCACACGAACGCCUAACAGCGCUUAUCUUUCGUGAGGAUUGCUUUCUCACAGCGUGCCAGGAUGGUUUUAUCUACACAUGGGCGCGGCCUGGUUACGCAACACAUGUCGCCCAGCAUCUGUCACCGAGUCAAGCGGCGCCUCCGGGCGGCACGGUAAUAUAGUUCGAUAAAGUGAACAUGAUCAACUAUCAGCGAAAUCUUGUCAAGCAGAAGGCAGCGGGCCCAGCAGGAGGCGGUGCAGUUGGUGAUUUAGGUUAGAGCUAGUAGUAUAUAUGAUUUCAAUAUCAUUUUAAUAUAGACCGUUUAAAUUGGUUCUUAAGUUGCGUCUUCUUGUAUUCCAAAUAUAGCCCAAAUGGGUUCAUUGUACACACACACAAACAUACGCAUACACACACACAACACAUACAUAUAUAAAUUAUAUAUAUUUACAUAUAUAUACAAUAUAUAGCUAUGUACAACAUACCCACUGGUACCCACAACAACAACUACAGCAUAAAAGGCAACACAGCAGCAACAGAACAAAAAUGUUAAUUUAACUUUCAAUAUUAUAUUUAUAUAUAUUUA
Molecule: messenger RNA, 3675 nt
Organism: Scaptodrosophila lebanonensis
Lineage: Eukaryota; Metazoa; Arthropoda; Insecta; Diptera; Drosophilidae
Product: WD repeat-containing protein 20
Exons: 4
Coding region: 571-3273 (900 amino acids)
Molecular function (GO): protein binding
Source: RefSeq, a predicted model, not a curated record